Stylonychia lemnae is the source of this 1869-nucleotide messenger RNA. Lineage: Eukaryota; Ciliophora; Spirotrichea; Sporadotrichida; Oxytrichidae. The record is from the annotation of a GenBank genome assembly.
AUGGCAAACUUAUAAAAGCAGGGAGCAAGUGUCGGAAGUGGCGCCUUGGCAGGUCCAGGAAGCUUUCAAUUCGGAGAGAGCAAGAGUCUCAAGGACUUUAAAAAGGGAAAAGAAACACCUAAGUUUAAGUUCUCCUCAGACAUAGUAAGAGAAAUCUUGGAUGUAAGAUCAGAUUUGUAUAUGGAUCCAAAUAUGCCUAAGGAUUGCGACUAGCACUAAAAGACUUGGAGAAUGAAGAUGUAUCAACCAAAGUUUCCAAACAAGGUAAAAACAAUCAAAAAUGGAAUAGAUCAGAUAAGGUCAUAGAGUUAUAAUCUCUAAUAGUUUAUGAAGUAAAAACAAAUUAAGGAUGAAAAGAAAAAACAGACAGGUAAAGAAGGGGCAGAGACAUCGGGAAAAGACAAAGGAUACGCUGAUCCAAGUGAACUGACUGAGGCAGAGUUGGACAAAUACUGGAGGCUACAAAGGGAAUACCUUGAGUUUAUGGUUGAAAUGGGUUUUCCUAUUCCCAAGGAGAAAGAUGAGUUGUUUAAAGUCCUAAUUCUGAAAGAUUACUAUACUUAGGAUGAAAGAGAGAAAAGAAAGUAGCAUGCUAUAUAGAAGCUAGAAAAUGAGGGUAACGCUCUUUAAAACAAACUUAGCAAGAUUGAUAGAAAGAUGGAAAGUAAGAUCAUCUCUCAGGCAAAUAAGAAUUUCAACAUUCAUUUGCAUGUGAAUAGACUGAAGCGUGAAGAUAUGGACUAUCUGAAGGAGUUGAAUAAUGAGAUCAACCUUAAGAUUAAAUACUUUACCAAUCCAUCUCUAAUGCACUAGGUCAUGAACGCCCAUCUAUAUGAGAAGCCCCAGAAUACAACAGAUGAUAGUAUUGAUUCUUUACCGGUUAAUCUUUAAACUAAUGAAAAAUCUGCAAAAGAUCAGUCAUCCAUGUUUCCCUCAAUUAAUUAAAGAAUAGGUAAGGUCAGUGGAUUGAAAGGGCCCUCUGAUACACCAAGUAAGCUUUCAAUAAAGAAAAGUCCUUCUUAGAGCAAAAACACUAAUUAUAAUUCAGUUGCUCACAAUAACAAUCACAACUAAACUCAUACUAAUUUGACUGAGCACUCAUCUACUUAUGCCUCAAAUUUCCAUAAAAAUGGAAACAAUAUGAAUCAGUCAAAUGGGUUGCAAAGCUUUGAAGCAUUAAAUGGCAAUGCCCACGGAAAAGAUGAAAACAACAUUCAUAGCAUGUCAGAGUAGAUGAAAAGUGGUAUCAAGGAGUACUUCUAGAAGAUGUAUCGUAAAAACAAGAUUAAAAAAAGUCAAGCUAUUAAUACUAUUUGCAAAAAGAACUUGCUAGAGGACUAGUUUGAAUUCUUUCUGAAAACAUUGUAAGAUAAGAACAAAAAAGGUCUAAAGUUUUCAGCAUCAUAGCCUAUUCUUGAAACUUAGAUUUAAUCAAUGAAGUAGCACAUGAAUGAAACCUAAAAGAUCAGCUAAACUUUGAAUGGUUCUCCAGAUAAACCACUAUCACCCACAGCCAAUAACAAUGCCUUUAAAAUACUGCCUAACACAACUUCUAAUUCUUAACUGAAAAUGACUACUAAGGAGAAUAAACUUAGCGAGCUUUUUGUUGAAUGUAACAAAUUCCUUCCUGAUAAGCUGUUCUCUAUUAAGAAGAUCAAGGACUACUCACUAGGCAUCCCUUUAAAUGAUGAUGGAGAGAUAGUCAAUAAUGCGCCAGACAAGACUGAAAGUAACUUCUUCAAACUGUCUAAGUCUAACAUGCGAAUGUUUUCUGAUUGUCAGGACAAAUUAGUAGGCUUGUAAAAGUCAUUGGAUGAGCAUGAGAAAGUAUUCUUGAUUAAGGCUUUAAGAGAUAGCAAUCUCUAUUGA